AUGCUUGAGUUGGAUAGAUGUAAUGAGGAAGAAAGAAGACUAUCAUAUGAGAGAAGUGCCAUGCAAGAUUGGCUCAUUGAGGAGUGGAAAUGUGUAACAAUGGCUAUGGAGAAGAAUGAAUUUUUAGCACGCUUAUGCAACAACUGGCAAGACAAAACACGUAUGAUUGAUCCUCACAAACCUAUGCCAGAUUCAUGGGGACCAUCAUUGGAAGAUCUUAUGGAGGCAUGUAAAUUUGAAAUGACUGCCAUGGUUGCUGAGAAUGAAAGAGAGAUAUAUGAUGAUGACAAUGAAGAGGAGGAAGAUGAUGAGGAUGAUGAGGGUGAUGAAGAAGAGGGUGAAGAGACAGAGUUAUUGGAGGCUGUUGAGAUGGUAGCUUUAUCUGAUGAGUUUCGAAAUAGCUAUACAGACUCAUUGUUUUGA
Messenger RNA from Laccaria bicolor S238N-H82, 423 nucleotides. RefSeq lists its product as uncharacterized. The transcript has a single exon. The record is from RefSeq and is a predicted model, not a curated record. Lineage: Eukaryota; Fungi; Basidiomycota; Agaricomycetes; Agaricales; Hydnangiaceae. Bases 1 to 423 code for a protein of 140 amino acids.